Messenger RNA from Acyrthosiphon pisum (pea aphid), 1984 nucleotides. Its product is annotated as putative GTP-binding protein 6. Bases 435 to 1883 code for a protein of 482 amino acids. Gene Ontology annotation, molecular function: ribosome binding; GTP binding. Gene Ontology annotation, cellular component: cytoplasm. NCBI's taxonomy places the organism in Eukaryota, Metazoa, Arthropoda, Insecta, Hemiptera, Aphididae. The transcript has 2 exons. The record is from RefSeq and is a predicted model, not a curated record.
UAAAUGGAAAAUUCUAAUAUUUAUUAAUCCGCGGCACUGUUUGAAUCGUUGGACGAUGGAGUCAACGAUGACGAGUGUUAAAAAUAUCACUUGCAUAGACAAAAAAUAAUGUGUUCAUUCGCAAGUCGCAGUGGAUUACGAGUUCAACCAAGUCAUCAUAAUCAUAUACUGUCGCGUACCAUGAACAGAAGCAGCUCGACAGCACUCAAAGAACAUUUCGAAGACUCGCGUCCGGGGUUCAGCUCGUACUUGGACUGCUUGACGAGAUCUUACGGCACCGGGUUAGGCGCGCUGGCGUUCACGUUCGCCUUGGUGCACGUGACGCAGCAGAUCGUCAUCAAGCGGUUUCCGGCGGUACGCAGGACCCACUUGGCCGUUUCCACGGCAGCGGGCGCAGCGGCUUCUUACAUAGCGGCCAAGGACAAGGUGCGCAAAUGCCGGGACUCAUGGGCCGCUUGGCACGAACAGUGAUGGCUGGGCGUCGCGGCCGUUUCGUCAGGUGGUACGGUGGCGGUGGUGACGACGACGGUGGCGGCGGCAGUGCAGAGGACGCUCAGGCCAGAGAACUGAUCGACAGACAGCUGAAACUGGCGCCGGCCGGCGGCCACCAGGUGCUAAUCGUCCAGCCGUACAUCAAAUGGGGGGCCAACAAGGACAGGAGCACGAGGCCGGAAGUCAAAGCGGAUGAGAGCCGGUCGCUGGUGCGUACCUUGGCCGAAUGGUCGGUGACAGACACUUUGUUAGUAGGCCUCACAUCAUACAGGAAGCAUACGUUUUUCGGUCCUGGCAAUGUGGACGCGAUUGCUCUCCGGGUUGCCCGCGACCGCCGCAUCACAGCCGUGUUCGUCAGCGUCAACGUACUGAAGCCGAUCCAACACCAGCAUUUGGAACACCGUUUCGGUGUGCCCGUCUACGACCGGUACCUGAUGGUGGUGCAGAUAUUCCGCAGACACGCCGUCACUAGGGAGGCAAAGUUGCAGGUGGCCCUGGCUGAGCUGCCAUACAUCUGGUCACGGAUACGCGGUGCGCAGGAUGGGUACGCCGAGCGGUUGGGCACUGAGGCGGGCCAGAUAGCUCUAAGCGGCAAGCUCAUGUACGACGAUAAGAAGGACUUGCUCAAAGCAUACGAGAAGAAACUCAAGAAGUUAGUGGAGAAGCUGAGGAGCCACCGGCAACACCUGCGUCACAAUAGGACUAACAAGGACUUACCCGUUGUUGCUGUGGUUGGAUACACCAAUGCUGGCAAGACAUCGCUGGUCAGGGCGUUGACUGGUGAUGUGGGCCUAGUACCUAAGGACUGCCUGUUUGCCACGCUCGAUGUGACCGUGCACGGGGGUGUGUUGCCAUCCAACAUGACCGUACUCUAUGUAGACACCAUAGGUUUCAUAUCAGAUAUACCGACUAGACUCAUUGAACCGUUUGUCGCUACGCUGGAGGAUGCCAUGUUCGCUGACGUUAUCGUCCACAUACGGGACAUGUCUCAUCCCAAUGUCAUUGUACAAAAAUCCCACGUCGAGGAAACGCUAAAAAACUUAAGUAUCAACCCAGAAUUAUUGAACAGUGUAAUCGAUGUUGGGAACAAAGUUGAUCGUCUAGAUAACGUAGAGCGUGAUGGAAGUUCGGUAUUUAUAUCUUGUACCACUGGGGAGGGUUUGGACGAGCUCAAGAAGAAAAUAGAAAGUCAAAUAAUGAAAGCUACUGGUAGACGAACAAUUAAAAUUCGGGUCCGCACUGGCCAAGAUGAAUAUGAAUGGUUAAGAACACACACAGCUAUUGUCAAUAUUAACACGGACGGUGAUUAUUCUGUAAUGGAGGUUAUUGUUACCCAAUCUGAUCUAGAUGUGUUUAAAAGUUUAUUUAUACGAAAGAAAAUAAACAAUUAGUCUUAAUGUAGAAAAUGUUUUAAAUAAAUGUAAACAAAAUGUUAAUAAAUAAUUGACUAGUUUUUAUUGUAUUGAAACAAAACAAUAAACAUUUACAAAAG